Messenger RNA from Eucalyptus grandis, 516 nucleotides. Its product is annotated as cell wall / vacuolar inhibitor of fructosidase 1. Lineage: Eukaryota; Viridiplantae; Streptophyta; Magnoliopsida; Myrtales; Myrtaceae. Gene Ontology annotation, biological process: negative regulation of catalytic activity. Gene Ontology annotation, molecular function: enzyme inhibitor activity. The transcript has a single exon. The record is from RefSeq and is a predicted model, not a curated record. The coding region runs from base 1 to 516 and encodes 171 amino acids.
AUGAAGACUCCAGUGCUCUUCACGUUUCUCUCGUUCACUCAAAUUCUUGUCAUCACCAUCCUCCCAUUCACAUCCGCCGACCUCGUCGACUACACAUGCAAGAAGACGCCGCACGCCGACUUCUGCAUCUCAGCUCUCCGGUCUGACCCCCGGAGCUCCACUGCCGACACCGCAACCCUAGGCCUAAUCAUGGUCGACAAGGUCGAUGCGAAUGCCGAGUCGACUGUGACCAAAAUCAAGGACUUGCUGCGCAAAUCCCCCGACCGAGGGACGAAGCAAGCGCUAACCUCUUGCGAGGAGUCGUACAAAUAUUGCAUAAGCGCCCUGGUGCCCUCGAGCAAGGAAAGUUUGACAAAAGGCGACCCCAAGUUCGCCGUGGACAACAUGAGGCAGGAGGCAAUUCAGGCAUCCUCUUGCGAGGAGGGCUUUGGAGGCAAGUCGCCAUUAUCAGGCUCAAACGAUUAUGAGAACAAGGCGACCUCUGUGGCUGCCGCCAUCGCCAGUUUGCUGCUGUGA